Hyaloperonospora brassicae is the source of this 882-nucleotide messenger RNA. NCBI's taxonomy places the organism in Eukaryota, Oomycota, Peronosporomycetes, Peronosporales, Peronosporaceae. The record is from the annotation of a GenBank genome assembly.
AUGUCGCCCACGUCGCCGUGUGAGCCGCGACUGCUCUUUGCUGUGCCCAAGAAAGGGCGACUGCACGACAAGAUCCUCAAGCUGCUCCAAGGCGCUGGACUGGACUACCACCGUCCGAAUCGCGUGGACAUUGCGCUGUGCUCGAGUCUCCCGGUCACGCUCGUGUUCUUGCCAGCAGCGGACAUUGCGACGUACGUUGGCCAGGGCAAUCUGGACUUGGGCAUAACUGGCCAAGACAUUAUCGCCGAGAGCAAGACAGAAGUGGAAGAGCUGUUGCAGCUGGGAUUUGGACGCUGUAAGCUCGGUGUCCAGACGCCCGUGAAGGACGGCGUGACGUCGCCGGCCCAGUUGGCGGGCAAGCGCAUUGUCACAUCGUUUCCAGAAGUCACGCGGGACUAUUUCAAGCACUUGGAGACUGCAGAGACCGGUGCGACCAAGAUCAAGUACGUCUCGGGCUCGGUCGAAGCUGCGUGCUCGCUUGGCUUGGCGGAUGGGGUUGUCGACUUGGUCGAGACCGGGACGACGAUGAAAGCAGCGGGUCUGGAACUCAUUUCGACCAUUUUGAACUCAGAGGCAGUGCUGAUUGCCAACCCCCAUUCCCUGCACAAAGAGCUCGUGCACCUCGUGCACCAGCGGAUUCUAGGUUACAUCACGGCGACCAAGUACAAGAUGGUGACGUACAAUGUGGACAAGGAGAAGCUUGAGGCCGCGUCGAAGAUCACACCGGGACGACGAUCGCCGACGGUGAAUGGACUCGUGGGUGGAGGUUUUGCUGUGUCGGCAGCGGUUGAGGUCAAGGAUGUGUCCGAAGUCAUGGACAAGCUGCACGACGUCGGCGCGACGGACAUCAUGAUCUUCAACAUUGAUAACUGCCGCGCGUAG